Messenger RNA from Glossina fuscipes, 2468 nucleotides. It is a transcript of the gene Ythdc1, whose product is annotated as YTH domain-containing protein 1. Gene Ontology annotation, biological process: regulation of alternative mRNA splicing, via spliceosome; mRNA splicing, via spliceosome. The transcript has 3 exons. The coding region runs from base 306 to 2396 and encodes 696 amino acids. The record is from RefSeq and is a predicted model, not a curated record. NCBI's taxonomy places the organism in Eukaryota, Metazoa, Arthropoda, Insecta, Diptera, Glossinidae. Gene Ontology annotation, cellular component: nucleoplasm. Gene Ontology annotation, molecular function: mRNA binding; N6-methyladenosine-containing RNA reader activity.
CAGCUCUGUUAGUCGCCAUUGUCAAAUGAAAACGUAGCCGAUUAAAAUUGAUGUGUGAAUGUGAAUUCGUUGAAAAAUUAAGAAAAUUCAUUGAAAAUUUUCCUAAUCUUUAGGCAGUUAUACAUAAUUAAUUAUUACAAAUUCAUGCGACGUUACUUUGUGCAGGAGUAAAGAAGUUUAGGAAAAGUAGCAACCCGAAAAGUUGAUAUUAAAGCAGGGUUUUGCCUGUGUAACCAUAAAAGGGUUAAUUGCAAUAAUUUAAGUUUAUCAUCAUCCUAUUUGAAAUACUAUUGAGCAGCUUUUCAAUGAAAAUAAUGGCAGAUCUAGAUGCUGUUCAUUUGGGUCUUGAUGAGAAUGAGGCGGAUAUAGCUGAAGAAUUGCAACAUUUUGACGAAUCUUUUGAUACUCGUAGUGAAGCUUCCGAAUCGGGUUCAGAGUCAUCGGAUUCGCAACCUAGUAUUAGCUCGGUAAGCACAGCCCCUUCUACUAAAUCCAAAGAGAAGAUAAAAGCGAAAGCUAAGAAACCGCAAAAAGCCCCACCACCGCCACCACCAGCGAAAUCUAUAGAAAAAAAAUCGAAGCGAGCUGCUUCACCAUCAGUAAAAGAAUCUACGGUGAAUGGUAAAAAUGCCAGUAAAAAGAAACGCAGCAAUGCUGAAAUUAAAUCAAGUAAAUCAACUGAAUCGAAGGAUCCCGUAGAAAGUAAGAAAUCGGAAACAAUCGAUUCAAAGAAGUCGCGUAAAAAGUCAUCUGAAGCUAGCCAGAGCGCCGCUGUUAACAGUGGUAAUACUGAAGCCAGCGAUGAAGAAGUUAUUAAAGCUAAAACCUCUGCAGUUCCUUUUGAUAGUGAUUCAGAAUCUGAAGAUUCUGAUUCGGCUGCCAAUAUAAAACGCAAUGGUCGCAAAAAUCCUCUAAAAUCGACAUCACCAGAAAAAAAAGGAUCGUCGACGAACGCUUCUAGCGGGGGUGGUAAAAGUGUUUCGUUAUACGACUAUAAAACUAAAUUAAACUAUUUAUUCCGUGAUACACGUUUUUUUCUCAUCAAAUCUAACAAUUCAGAUAAUGUUAAUAUCUCGAAAAGUCAAAAUGUGUGGGCUACUUUGCCACAAAAUGAUACCAACUUAAGCCAAGCUUUCAAAGAGGCCAGAAAUGUAUUACUGAUAUUUUCGGUUAAUGAGAGUGGAAAAUUCGCGGGUUUUGCUCGUAUGAGCGCAUCAUCACGUCGGGACAUAACGCAGCCAGCUUGGGUGUUACCGCCCAGCAUGUCCUCGAGAGCUUUGGGUGGUGUCAUCGAAAUUGAUUGGAUUUGCCGCAAAGAACUCUCCUUUAAUUGCACGUCUCAUUUAUACAAUUCAUGGAACGAAGGAAAACCAGUAAAAAUCGGUCGUGAUGGUCAAGAAAUUGAACCAAAAGUGGGUGCGGAAUUAUGUCGCCUUUUUCCGGAAGAUGAAAAAAUCGAAUUGACACCAAUUUUGCGUAAAUCGAAGGAAACUGCAAAAAUGAUGCGUGAAAAAAAUAUUCGGGUCGUUUAUAAACCGCCGAAAAGUUUGUCGACACGUGGUGGUAUCCGAGGUAGCACAAGUUACCGGCACGGCGGCCAUGAGAGACGAGAGAUCGGCGGUGGGCCUAUGCGUCAUAAACGCACCUAUGGUAGUGGACCACAUCGUCCCUAUAAGUUGCCUGCGCAUUUGGGUCACCCAUCAACUAGUUAUAAAAGGAGCGGUUCGCCGUAUAGAAGUGGACCAGGCGGUGGUCCUGGUGGCAGUGGAGGUAGUUCGCGGGCUGGUGGUGGCGAUGCCGGCUUACCACCCUGGGAACGGUACAUGACACCAGCAGCCGCUGCCGAAGCUUAUUUAGCAGAUUAUAUGCGCACAAUGCAUGGCCAAUUGCCGCCAUUGCCAUUUGUACCACCGUUUGGUCAACUACCGCCGCCAACGCCCGGUAGUGCAGCAGUACCUCCGUCGGGCGGUUCUGCCUCUAUAUACGAACAAUUGCCGCCUCCAGUGCGUUAUUAUGAUGGGCCGCCACUACCGGAUUAUCCACCACCACAACCUAUACGCCCACCACCGCCGGGUUUCGAUAAAUCCGCACCAUCCUAUGAAGAUUUUGCGGCGUGGAAACACGCGGGUCUGCCGACAGGCUCACUAUCUACCGGAUUCCCACCCAGUCUUAGCGGUAGUAAUGGCAAUAACACAGGGCCGGGUGGUAAUAGCGGUAGCGUGGGUGGUGGUGGCGGUUCCAGCAGUCAAGGUUACCGCGGUAAUCGGGGCGGUGACGUGAACAAUUCGAAUAUAAAUCGUACACGCGAACGUAAUUCUCGGGGAGGGGAUCGUGACCGUCAUUUUCGUGCUAACAAUGAACGUAGCGGUCGUAGUUAUCGUGACAAUCGUCGUUAAAAUUAUGAAAUAAAAAGAAAAGAAAAAUGUUUAAAAAUGAAAAAAAAACAGUGAUUAACUAUUUACUUAAAA